This is a messenger RNA of Symbiodinium sp. CCMP2592, 3162 nucleotides long. NCBI's taxonomy places the organism in Eukaryota, Dinophyceae, Suessiales, Symbiodiniaceae. The record is from the annotation of a GenBank genome assembly.
AUGUCAUUGCCUGAGCGCGCUGGCAUCAUUGAUCCAGCAGAUUUCCUCAAAGGAUCACAUCUGGAGCAGUUUACUCAGAUGCACAAGCAUGUCCCCAUUGAAGUCGUGCCUUCAACCAGGGUCAAAGCUUGCCACAAAGUUCGCGCCUGUGACGUGGUGCCUGUGUACAACAAACUGCUCCAGUCAGGUGUUGCCGUUCUCCUUCCAGAAGAGCAGGCCUUGUACGACUCAACCGGCCGGUUAGUAUCAGGAGGGUUGUUUGGGGUUGCGCAUAAGGAGCAUAGUGAUAGAGUUAUCAACGACCGUAGGCCCUUCAAUCAAGCGGAACGCAGGCUGGUGUGGGCCAGACUUCCCCAUGGCACGCUUCUGACACAGCUAGUGCUCAGUAAGGAGUUUUCUGUGCGAGCGUCAGGAGAUGACUUAAAAAAAUAUUUCUAUCUUCUGAAGCAUAUCCCAGAAUGGUUGUCUCGCAACGUAGUUGGCAAACCUGUUAGUGGAGCUUUCUUUGAGCGUUUCGGUGCAGACCCUUCUAGGCGCUACGUGUUGGCCUUUAAAGUUGUAUGUAUGGGUGAUCUCAACGGGGUCGACAUUUGCCAGCAGACCCAUGUUGAGUUGUUACGGGAUUGUGGCGCUAUGCGCCCUGAGCACGUGCUUGAGUACCAGUCACCGCUACCCCUUGAGCCCACGUUAGAGGGGCUGUACAUCGACGAUCAUGUGGUAGUGCAAAUCACCCCAAAGAAGAAACAUCGACGCAAGGACCCUGACCCGAAAUGGAACCUAGAUGAGACUCUCAUUGGAUUGAGUAGACGGCAGUAUCAGCGAUUAGGCGUGCCGGUCUCUUUGGAGAAGAGGUUUACGAAGCAAUCGAAGUUCACAGCGUGGGGCACUGAAGUUUGCAGUGCCUCCGGUCGUGUUGGAGCACCGCAGCACAAACUUCGCCAGCUCUGUCAACUAGUUUGUCGGUUGCUUAGGCUAGGAAGGGCUAGCAAGAACCGACGCCUUAGCUCAACAGACGCCAGUCUUAUUGGCGCCGGGCGGUGUGCUACACGCACCACCUCCUCUCUGAGCCGGGUUUUGCACCGCGCUGCUGAGCACAAAGGAGAGCGAGUUCGUUUGGACUGGGCUACCGUAGGCAUUGCACCUCUCACAGACAUGAAGCUUCCUAGCCGUCAUAUCGAGCGCUUGGCGGGCUUGCACAGGUGGUCAGUCACGGAGUCGAAGCCUUUUCGCAAGCGCCAGCAUAUCAACAUCUUGGAGCUAGAAGUCAUACAUAGGGAGUACUCCGAUCUUGUGUCACAAGUCAAAGGCGGGCUACGCUGUGUCAACCUUACUGAUUCAAGGGUAGUGCUUGGUGCGGUAGCAAAGGGUAAACAAAUUCCACCUCCCGAAUUUCCCUUGCCGGACGAAUUGGCCUUGCUGGGUGCCGAGUGGUUCAAGUCUCAAGAGCCCUUGACCAAGCAGCAGCUGUGGGCCUUUUGUAGUCAAGAAGCCGCUGCGGCCGUGUCUUCUUCGAGUUGGUGGCACUUCAAGUUGGCUCGCUUGAGUCCUGCUUACCGUUCUCGCCUGCUCGCCUCGGGCGCCGUUCUGUUUCGGUACUUGCGUGCACAGCACGUGGUGGAUGUGCAACAGUUCAUGCGCAGUGCCCGUCGUGCGGAUGCCCUGCUCCAGGCUUUUGUGCAGCGCACUUGCGAUACUCCUACUUCUCGAUCAGUUCGUUUGGCCAAGCAUGCUGUUCUCUUCUGCCAGGUCCUCUGGCCACGCUUGCGGCACCGUUUGCCGGAGACUUGGGCCUUGCUGCGCGCGUUGGAAGAGUUGCAGCCUAAGAAGGUUCGUGUUCCGCUUCCCUUCCCGCUGCUGCUGUGCAUGGUUGUCGCCGCUCGCAUCCAUGGCUGCCGCGUGCGCGGGCGUUCGGCGCGUGAGUGGUUCGUGUUCGCCUGCUUGCUUGAAGUCGGGUUCUUUGCCAUGCUCCGCCCUGGGGAGUUGUUGGCGUUACGCGCUCGAGAUGUUGGCACUCUCAACAGCUUGUCGUUGGGGUUUGCGCACUGCACGCUGCGGGUCGCCAAACCUAAGAAUAGGCGCAGCGUAGGCCCUGAGCAGUUUGUGCAACUUACACAUCCUUGUGUCUGCAUGUGGUUGAUGCACUUUGUCAACACGUUGGCCCCAGAUCAGUUCUUGUGGCCGUCGUCGACGUCUGCUUUUCGGAAGCGGUUUCAAAUCGUGUGUGCCAGCUUGGGGCUUCUGGGUUGCAAGUUGACUCCCGCCAGUCUGCGGUCUGGCGGCGCCAGCUACUGGUUCCAGUCCGGUGUCGCUUUGGGGGCUUUAAAGUUUUUGGGACGCUGGGCUAGUGAAAGUAGCUUGUUCCAUUACAUACAGUUUGCCACCGCACAGCAACUGCUUCUCCAGGUACCUGCCCCGCAGACUCGUUUUUUGCAGCUGUUGUUGACGCAAGCCUUCUUCUUGCUCGAGCCUUCAACUCAAGUCCUGCAGACACUUCUUCCGCAUCAGCGGCUUUCGGUGCGUGUGCGGGGCCCGCGCGAACUCGGGACCUCAGCAGCGGCCGUCAGUGCUUAUGGGGCUCGCUACCUCGAUGUUACUGCUGAUUGGCUGACCCGUGCCGGUCGCCACUAUCCUGAGGACAAGCGGUUUGAAAAGUUUGCAAGAAUGGCUUCGGAUGUGACUGUUGCACCCGACGCGCAGCCGCCGGCUGCAGUGGAGGACGCUGCUCUGCUUGAGCGUCCGUGUCGCGUUGCCCGCCGCGCCGCAGUGCCGCUUCCGUUGCGGCUUUUCCGGCAAGCUCGUGCCAAGCUCGUAGCGUUGCCCAACAGUGCCAGGCUCUGGCUGUUGCUUAGUUGUCUGCUGUUUUUGGCCAAGCCGCUGGCUGUCGUGGUGCUGGCCCGCUUGCUUGGAGCUGUCGCACGGCUCGUGCUCCGGCGUGUGCUCCACCUGGUGGGUCACCUCGCCGAGCAGCUGCUGGAAGAACUUCUGCAACAGGCCAGUGAUGCCGUCACGGUUCCUUUCUCGGCCGGCCAUGGCCAGUGCCCUGCUCAGCUUUCUUGGCCUUUGUUGACGCAGCUUCUGCUCACGGUCACCAGCUCCAUGGCAGGCGCAUUUGGCCAUUACUUGUACAUUCGUCUGUGCCGCCGAGUUAUUCGAGUGGUGUAA